AUGUUCCGACGCGACUGGUUUUUGUACAUUUGCGGGUACUUUAUGUUAGUGACGUGUCAAACACCGUCUAAAACUGUGACAAUAGAUCAAGGCCCAGUUAAAGGUUAUAGGUCACCUAAAGGAGACGUCUUUGUAUUUUACGGAAUACCAUAUGCUACAGCACCGACGGGAACUCAAAAGUUUAGGCCACCGUUACCUCCACCAUCUUGGACAGAUACAUUGGAAGCAGUUGAGAACAACAUAAUAUGCCCUCAAAAUCUUGGAUUGAGAAAUGUCAUAGGAGAUUUUAAAAUGCAAGAAGACUGUCUGAUCGCAAAUGUAUACGUACCAGACACUGAAGAAAGAAACCUCCCAGUGGUUGUGUAUGUUCAUGGAGGAGCAUAUCAGUUUGGAUAUGGUGCCGACGUAUCACCAAUAAAUAUGGUCAAUAGCAAGAAAAUUGUAGCUGUGAACUUUAAUUAUCGUGUUGGAGCUCAUGGAUUACUGUGUCUUGGUACGAAAAACGUGCCGGGCAAUGCUGGCAUGAAAGACCAAGUGGCAUUACUCAGAUGGGUUCAAAAUAAUAUAGCGCAGUUUGGGGGUAAUCCAAAUGAAGUCACUAUCAGUGGUUGUAGCGCUGGAGGUUCUUCUGUUGAUCUGUUGAUGUUGUCAAAGGCCACAAAAGGGUUAUUUAAUAGAGUUGUACCAGAAAGUGGAUCCAAUACUGCUUCGUUUAGUGUGCAAGUAGAUCCCAUUGCAAAUGCGAAAAUGAUAGCAAACGAAUUGAAUGUAAGUGUUGAUGAUUUUGAUGGCUUGGAAAAUUUCUACAAGACAGCACCAUAUGAGAUGUUGUACAAAAUAAAUGUAGGAGAACAGAAAGAUACGUCAACAGUUUUUGCUCCUUGUAUUGAACGCGAUAUUGGCGAAGAGAUGUUCCUAGACGAUCACCCAGUAAAUAUCUUAAAGAGUGGGGAAUAUCCAAAAUAUCCAAUGUUGUACGGCAUUACUGAUAUGGAAGGUCUUUACAGGGUGAAUAAUUUUGAUACUUGGAAAGAUGAAAUGAACGAAAAUUUCGCUGUAUUUCUACCAGAAGAUUUACAAUUUGAAAACGAAGAAGUAAAACAAGAAGUUGCUCAAAAAAUUAAGCAAUUUUAUUUCGGAGAAGAACCAGUAAGUGAAGCGAAUAUAUUACAAUAUGUGCAAUAUUUUACGGAUGUAAUGUUUGGAGUUGGGGCUGCAAAAAACGUUGAACUUCAAGUGGAAGCCGGGAAUAACCAAAUAUAUUUAUAUGAAUACGCGUUUGUUGAUGAUAGCGUUGAUUAUGUCCCUUACACAAAUAUCCGUGGAGCUCGCCACUGCUCACAAGGACGUGCGGUAUGGGAUGCAAAUGAUGAAAGCAAACUCUCAGAAGAAUUUAGAAAUAUGAAAUCAGUUAUGAGAGAAUUAUGGUUAAAUUUCAUUACGACAGGGUAA
This is a messenger RNA of Bicyclus anynana (squinting bush brown), 1452 nucleotides long. Its product is annotated as esterase FE4-like. The record is from RefSeq and is a predicted model, not a curated record. Lineage: Eukaryota; Metazoa; Arthropoda; Insecta; Lepidoptera; Nymphalidae. The transcript is spliced from 2 exons. The coding region runs from base 1 to 1452 and encodes 483 amino acids.